ACUUUCAUCUAUGCGGGUUGCGGACAUCUAAGCAAUCCAACUUGCUAGUGCGUGUCAAUUAUUUGCCUUUGAAAGGCUUGAUUUUAUUCUCGAGUUGGUUUAGCAAUUUCCCAGGGACAAAGGAAAUCGGUUGAGCGGAGCGCUGGGAAGAGUAGGCGGGGCAUAGUUACUCAUCAACCCCGCGACAUCAGCUGCUGCACGUGCUCUCACUAGUUGGCCCAUAACACAAAAGCGGACGAUAUUAUUACAUCGCAGGCAUUACUCAUGCAUACUUCGCAGAUCCCUUUCAACCAUGACCUAGGCUGCGACACUGACAGUGAACGUGGUGUUGGAAAAGAACGGACUGCCUGCCUGGCGUUUAUUUGUGUAAGGGAAGAGCGGUGUGUCGUCAGGGAGUGCAUUGCAGUCAUCUCUGCAACAGCUCCAUCGCUUGGCUGAGGUCAGCGAAGAUUCCACGGGCGUUGACGGACGAUCUGUUGAUGUUUUCGGGAAAUCUACGAUCCCGGCAUCUUCUUUUUCGUUCUCUAAAAAUGAUGCAGGCGAGUGAUGCUUCAGUGCUUAUAUGAUUAGCAACAGUGUAACUGAUUACAUGUGCAUGACAGUCGAUCCCACAUGUCGAACCGGCUGUUGUAUGGCAGACUUCCAGCAAAUGCUCCUCGACUGAACGUUCAUGCGCAGACAUGAUGCUAUAGGACAGCAGUUGCAUUCAAUAUUGCUUUUGUCAUUACAACGGAUAUCCACUAUAUUAAGGUUGUUCCACCAUAUUAACGACUAUUCCCAGCAAACAUGGCCAGUGAGAACAAGGCUGAAGACAGCCGGGAACCUAAAGUCAUAUACAAGGGACCAGGCUACGCUCGCAUUUCGCAAGAUGGGGAACCUAUCGGCGAUACUGCUGGAAAGAAGACUAAGAAGAGAGGCAGAGGAGAUACGCUCAAGGUCCUAUUACCCAUCAGGGUCAAGGGGAGUAAAACUCGCAGUGAAAUGGACACCUCUGGCCUGAUCAGCACUAUGCUGUUCUCUUUCUUCACCACGAUUUACUGGAAGGCCUUCCGAAAGGGGAUCACCCAAGAUAGCUUGAUGCCACUCAUGUCUGACAGGGAAGCAGCCAAGGCCAAUUGUGACAGACUGGAGCGGUUAUGGCAAGAGGAACUGGACAAAAAAGGAGAAGAGGCGGCAUCUUACAAGAAAGCUGUCCUCAAAUUUAUUCGAACCCGCUUCGUCAUGUCAUCCCUUUCCAUCGUUGCCUCAUCCUCCGCUGGUUUUCUUCUGACGGCAUACCUCCUGUAUCAAGCUAUAAUUUACCUUGAGAGCACAGACGAUUCCGUGGGUCAAAGCUUGUCACUUGCAUUCAGCAUUUUCGGCGCAACCGUUAUGCGCGUUUUAGGUGGGAAUCUCUCCAACUACUUGAAUGCACGCAGUGCAGUGCGCCUGCGCAGUGCCGUCAUGAUGCAGCUAUACCGGAAGGUUACACGAUUGCGCACUACAUCCAGAGUGUCCGUUGGAGAGAUGGUUAACAUCUGCGUGAAUGACAUCCAACGGAUGCACGAUGCAAUCAUAUUUGGACCAUUGCUGUUUUCUUUCCCAUUAUUUAUUGUGUUCAUCAUCGCUGGUGUUGUCAUCGUUAUCGGUCCGGUUCCCACCAUCGUUGGAGCAGCUACUUUGCUCUUCUUCUUUUGCGUACAGACAUGUCUUGCCAAGGUCAAUGUACGACUUCGCCAGAAGUGUGUCGUGUUCACAGACAAAAGAACUCGCUUGAUGAACGAAGUGCUUAACUGCGUCAAGUUGAUCAAGAUGUAUUCCUGGGAAGAAUCAUUUGCCAAAAACCUUGCAAAUAUUCGAUAUAAUGAGAGAAAGUACCUGACGCGUGCCGGUGUUCUGCAGAGUUUUACAAUGGGAUUAUCUGUUACCAUUGGACCGGCUGUGGUACUCAUGUCUGUCAUCACAUAUACCCUCCUUGGAAAUGUGAUUACCGCUGCUCGGGCUUUUACCUUGCUUCAACUGUUUGGUAGUUUGACUUCUGCACUCUACGUCCUACCAUUAGCUAUGAAGCCUAUUUCAGAGUCCAUUGUGGCGUUCAAACGAAUCAAGCCAAUUUUGCUGAUGGACGAGACCACUCGUGAAUGGAAUCCACCUUCAGACCCUGAACAUGCUGUGGAGAUUGUGAAUGCGUCCUUCAGCUGGGAUGCCCCGCCUACUGAAGAGAAUGACAACACAGUCAACGGGCCCAGUGUGGAUGGAAAAAGCACCAAGUACAAGCUGGUGAAUGGGGACAGAGAUGAGAAGGAAGAUGCAGAGAAGGGAGUCAAGGAACAAGACGAGAAGGAUGCCACUGUCUCAGAUGGCUUGCUAGAAAACACAGGCGAGACACAAGGACCUACGAUUACACUGAAGAGCAUCAACUUGGUUGUCCCUAGAUCUCAUUUGGUUGGCAUCUGUGGUUCAGUUGGUAGCGGGAAAAGUUCUCUCCUUAACACCCUUCUGGAUCAGCUGAACCUACUCGAUGGAAGAAUUGCCGCUAAGGGCUCCUUUGCCUAUGCUGCACAACAGGCAUGGAUAACAAAUGCAUCCGUUAAAGACAAUAUUCUCUUUGGGGAGCCGUAUGAUGAACAGAGGUAUAAGAAGGCAAUCUUCUCCUGCUGCUUAGAGAGAGACUUGGAGAUUAUGUCAGAUGGAGACAGGACAGAGAUUGGUGAGCGAGGAGUGAACGUGAGCGGUGGUCAGAAGCAACGUAUCAGUCUGGCUCGGGCUUAUUACUCAGAUAGAGACAUCUAUCUCCUUGACGACCCGCUCAGUGCCGUAGAUGCACACGUUGGCAAACAUAUCUUUACCCACUGUAUUCAUGGUGUGUUGAGAGGCAAGACAGUGUUGUUUGUCACCCAUCAACUGCAGUAUCUCCGUGAUUGCGACUACGUGGUACUAAUGCGAGAUGGAAAAAUUGCCGAGCAGGGAACGCAUGAUGGACUGGUAGCAGCUGGCAGUGAAUACGCCCGGUUGAUCGACACGUUCCAUGGUAAGGGAGAAGAUGACGAAGAAGACGUCAAUGAAGCCAUCCCAGAGAUCAAACAUGACGAUGAGAAUAUGAACAAGGAGGAGUCCUCCCAAGCAGAGAUCAGUGAGCACAAGGAAGAGGCAGAUGAGGAAACGGAGGAGAAAGAAGAGACGGAAGUUGUGAAACUUAUUGGUGAGGAGGACCAAGGUCAUGGCACAGUGGCUUUUGCCACCUACAAGAGCUUUGUACAUUUCACUGGAAGUCGGUUCUGGGCCUUCCUGGUCCCAUUUUUGAUGUUUAUGACCAUGCUGUCAUCAAUUUUCACUAACAUCUGGCUGUCCAUUUGGAUACAAGCUGCAACCGUUUGGAGAAAUCAAACGCAGGUGCCGACAUCAAUACCCGAGGUGUCCACUUCCUCACCGUGGCUCUCAGCCACAACCCUAUUUAUGAAUAAUUCAUCAGAUGACUUCAUCAUCAAUAGCACAGAUGGCGCUGCCAAUGAUUACUAUGAUGAGUAUGCCUUCACCACAUCCUCAGCCAAUGCUGGUGAUGGACAAAACUCCACGGCCGAUGGCAUAGCCUUUUUCAUGGCCAUCUAUGCAGGCAUAUUCGGCUUAACAUACUUCUUUCUUAUCGUGUCGAGCUUUGUUUUCAUAGUGACUGUGCUCCGUGCAACCACACGUAUCCAUGACAGUCUCUUGCGUAAGAUCAUGCGCUGUCCCAUGUCGUUCUUUGACACAACACCGUUGGGCCGCAUACUCAACAGAUUCUCAAAGGACAUGGACGAAGUGGACUUGCUGCUGCCGAUGAACCUCCAACGGUGCCUGUUUUUCCUGAGUUGCGUCAUCAUCAUUCAGGGCUUCUUCGUCUCCAUCUUUCCUUUCUAUGGCGUCGUUCUCGUCAUCGUCUUGGCUGUCGGCAUCUUCCUGUAUGUCAUGUUUCGGAAAGGCUAUUGUGAGAUAAAGAGAAUGGACAACACUACAAGGUCAAAGGUCGUGUCUCAUAUCUCAGCCACCAUGCAAGGCUUGACGACCAUCAAGGCUUACGGGCAGGGGAAGAGAUUUACCACAAAGUUUGAGGAACUUCUGGAUACUAAUUCUUUGAUCAUGGAGUUGUUCUUUAUGGCUCCUCGAUGGACGGCUGCUCGUAUGGAUCUCUUGUCUUCUGUUCUGCUUCUUGUAUUGUGUGCCUUGAUUCUGAUCUUCAAGUCCAGCCUGUUCUCUCCAGCUAUUGCAGCCAUGGCAAUCGGGCAGGCUAUUUCGAUUUCUGGAGGUCUGCUGCAGGAAGUCAUAUUGUCUUGCACACAGACAGAGAGCUCCUUCUUAUCAGUGGAGAGGAUGCUGGAAUAUAUCGAGCAAUCACCAUCUGAGGCAGAUGCCCACAUUAAGGAGACCGCCCCUCCUGAGGAGUGGCCACAAGAUGGUGACCUCAAACUGCAGAAAGUGGAGAUGAGGUACCGGGACAACCUGCCUCUUGUCUUAAAGGGAAUCACAUGUCACAUCCUACCCAAAGAGAAGAUAGGGAUUGUUGGAAGGACUGGCUCAGGCAAGUCAACGUUGGGUGUGUCACUCUUCCGCCUGGUGGAGAAUGUCUCGGGGAAGAUUAUCCUUGAUGAUGUUGAUGUGUCCACAAUCGGUCUUCACGAUCUGCGCUCCAAACUCUCCAUUAUUCCACAAGACCCGGUGCUCUUUGCAGGAACGAUCAGAUUCAACCUUGAUCCUCUUGGUAACCACACCGAUGAGGAAUUGUGGUCAGCGCUUGAGAAGACAUACGUCAAACAAACGGUGAGUGGCCUUGACAACCAGCUUGAGGCGCCAGUCAUCGAAAAUGGAGAGAACUUCUCAGUAGGAGAGAGGCAGCUUAUGUGUAUGGCGAGAGCAUUGCUGAGAAAUAGCAAGGUGUUGUUAAUGGACGAGGCCACGGCUGCCAUAGACACGGAGACAGAUAGUUUAAUACAACAGACGAUACGUGAGGCCUUCAAAGAUUGCACUAUGCUCAUAAUAGCUCAUAGACUCAACACCAUCUUGGAUUGUGAUAAAAUCAUGCUCAUGGACAGCGGGGAGAUUGCUGAGUUUGACACACCAGAUGUGCUGCAAGGUGAUCCAAACUCUCUCUUUAGUGGUAUGCUUGCUGCUGCGAAGCAUAACAAAGGAAGUCUGGAUGAAUAAGAGUAGUUGGGAUGCCUGAAGCUUCUGUCCAAUUUCUCAAGAGAAUAAAAUCUCCAAGGAGAAAAACAGUCAGUGUUUUGUAUUUGUUCAGCCUUGGCCAUUACAUCCUGAAGUCAAAACAUACGAUGUUGCUGAAGAUAUGUCUCCAAACUAUAGAGUUUAUGCCCAAUUUUUCUUUCAUAGUACCUAUUAAUGAAUGUUUAGAUCUAGUUCUUCUUAAAGGUUAACAUUUUAGUAUCUUUGUCUUAGAGUAUUACCACUAGAUAUGUAAACUAAAUCCAAGUUUAUCUACCUUCAGCUAGUUGUGAAUGUGGGGUUUGCUGUGGGAGGGGGGGUGCUCAGACCAGAAAUCAUCCCCCAAAAGAGUUCAUGAUGCUCAAAUCUCCCUCAAGGUGUGCCGCAGUGAACUGGGAUUUAUGGUUAUAUGAGGGCUGAGCUUUGAAGCUUUUCAUAGUAUGUGUGGUUCUGAAAAGAAAUGGAGGAUACUUAACGUUUCGGACAGUAUACUUUGUCCAUCGUCAGGAAACUGUAUAUGAGAGCUACUAGUAUCAGAUGUUUUAUAUAAUGUUGUUUUUCGAUAAAAAAGAAGCCCGUCUCCCUGUGUACCACUGCCUUCAGGCUUUUGUGUGGUAGACCAAAAUAUGUGAACACUACAAUCGUUUUCAUGUCUUUGGUAUUUAUCUUAUUAAAUAGUAGAGGAUCGUGUAUUAGUGUGACGUACCCUAACGGCCAUCAAUUCUUCAACUUUCAGGGAUGAUACAAUUAUUUUUGUAAAUUUUGCACAGUACCAAUAGGUCAUCAUAAAUAUACUUUUCAAAAUUAAUCUCUGAAUUUUGUUACUUUAAAUUUAAUUUUACCAUAUGCAGCAAAGUAUUUGUGGUAUCAGUUUGUAAAUUUUCUGGGUCUCAUGGUGUGGUGUCGCCAUAGUGUAGUCAGUUUAUGCAGUAUAAGGAUAUCUUUUUUUUAAGUACUGGUAUGUCUACCAAAAAUGCUUUGUGCAGUUGUCAAUGACAAAUAAACACCACUCUAAACAUCAACUGAUAAACCAUUAACACUAAGAUGUGGCACAUUAACCUAGAUGUAACAAGUCCCUGUGCCUUACAAUUAUAUCUUGAUUUGUGGUUAUGUUGACAAGUAGUUAUCAGGUGUUAGUGUUGUCUCUGUCUUUAUAGUUUAUCUUAUGCAAGAUAAUUUGAAUAGCUAUAAUAGUGUUUUUACGAAAUGCCCCUAUGUAGGUGCCGUGGUCUUAGUGUGAAACUGUAAUGGGGUCACAAGGGCAUUAAAAUGGCAUUACUUUCCACCGACCUCACUGUAACUUUAUAUUUUUCUGCACUUGUCACAUGACAGCAAACUGCCUGCCCGAGGGACUGUCAGAUUAGCACAGGUCACAACACAAUAAAUGAAAGUCAAGGGCAAGUUUGUCUGGGGCACUUUUUACAUCUUUAUUUCUAAUGAGCAUGAGUUGCCAACAAUAAUUUCUGACUCGGCAACGACUGUGACCAAACUGGCAUAAUUUUAUCCAAAUUCCAACCGUACCAUGAGGAAUGUGUCCGGGACAAAGUCAAUUAUUUACAGUUACAAACAAGUUUAAAACAGAAACACAUCAACAAAUUCAGGAUACAGUGCACAUUAGGAGAACAAUUUUCAGAUACAUGUUAAAACUGGAAUAAUUUAAAACAACAUGUUGGACAUAACAAUCUAUAAACCAACAUUUAAAGGUACCCAAGCAAUCUCCACACUUUUAAGGAAAGCUUAAUGAAAAUGAAUUGCUAAAACAAUAUGUAUUUACACAGUGUACCAAAAAGGAACAACAAAUUCUGGUUCAAUUGUUUUUUUCAUAUCUGGUGUUAAAAUCAAAAUGCGUGUCAAUGCUUUCACCAUUUACGUAAUCACAGACAUGAACAAGCAGUUUGAAUACUAGAAAUGGGAUCAAUUGGAGCCUUGGGAACUCUUUUAAAGGGCUGAAAAUGCUUUGCAAAAGCACUUCAAGAUUUAUCAGAUAAUAAAAUGUUGGGCAUUUUA
Acanthaster planci (crown-of-thorns starfish) is the source of this 7179-nucleotide messenger RNA. Its product is annotated as ATP-binding cassette sub-family C member 5-like. Gene Ontology annotation, molecular function: ABC-type transporter activity; ATP hydrolysis activity; ATP binding. The record is from RefSeq and is a predicted model, not a curated record. Gene Ontology annotation, cellular component: membrane. NCBI's taxonomy places the organism in Eukaryota, Metazoa, Echinodermata, Asteroidea, Valvatida, Acanthasteridae. Gene Ontology annotation, biological process: transmembrane transport.